AUGUCAACCUCCACUUCAUCCCUCCUCCCUCCCAUGGCCAUGGGGAUAAUCUGGUACUACCUAUCAUCGAAGGGAUCAACCACUCAGACGAUAUGGCUAUCCCUCAAUGUGCUAGAUACGUUCCGAGCACUGCGGAGCAUACGGCCUAAUGGACGGAGGAUAGGUACAAAUACGAGGAAGAAAGCGAUGAGGGAGAGUCUGAUCUGCUGGACUAUAUACGUUGUCGCUCAAACUUUGGGACCUGCUAUAUCGACCUUGUUAAGUUGGAUACCGUUUUAUGCGCCUGUCAAAGCUGUUAUAUGUGUUGCGUUCUUAUUUAUGAGAUUAUCAGUAUCUUCUCAUAUCUUCUACCAGAUCCUCACUCCCGCUGUUCGACCAUACGAAACGCCUGUGGACCUCUCAGUACUUCUCAUCCAGUCAAUUGGUAUCCUUCUGUUUCACUAUAUUCUUCAGAUCCCGUUCUCACUCAUCAUUUCGACGCUUAAACUCUCCAAAACAUCCUUGAAAUCUUCAUUCAAUAUCAUUGCCAACCUCAUCAGAUCCCAUUCAACCAUUCAUGACUCAUCUGAAGCUGUGGAGCAAACACAUCAGCAUAGAGACACACCGACAGUAGACGAAGAUCACAUUCGAGCUUCCUUCCUGUCCCCUCCACCUCAGAUUCCGGGAUCCAUUUUACUUCGUCAUCCCUCUCCUCGACCGAUUACACCUAGAAGAUCGAUAUCCUUCAUCGACCCUCCCGCCACACCUAAAAUCUUACCUCCUUCACCACCUUCUUCACCUGAGUAUGUAGAGAUAGCAAGUGCCGGUCCGAGUACUCCUCUCAAAGCCAUUACAGCAAAGACACAGAACAAUCUUCUUGACGUAGAUGAAGUGAGGGAAAUCAGGAGAUCACCUAGAAGGUCUAAAGUGCGAACUGAGAAGGAGAUGAAGUUGAUCGAUGUUGAUACUAUAGGAGAAAUCGAGCGAGAAAGGAAGAAAACUGGUGGACCUCGAGCGAGACACAUGCUAAGUGGUUCAGAGGGAGUAGUCAAUCCUGAUAAUUUGGUGUCGGGCAGUAAGAAAGGGAAAGGUAAAGCUAUACCUACAUUGAUCAUCCCUGAUGAGGACGAAAACGAUAACGAUGAAAUGGAGAUGAUAGUUGCAGUCACUACCAAACCUAGUGUUGAGAAAGGGAAACGGAUGGGGAAAGCUUCUUCGUUUAGCUCAGUAAAGGCUACUCAGCCUGAUAGGGCCACUGCCAAUUUGACUAAAUCAUCAGUAGUUCGAAUACCUCGAUCACGGUCGACUUCUACUACCGGCACUAUCACUAACACUUCAAGCAGACUUGCCCAAUCGAAAAGUACCUCUCGCCAAACGCAAAUUGCCCCCAUGCCUGAACGAUCGGCUACUUCAUCCGUUACUUCUGCAACGAAACAGAAAACACCACGUAAGACCAGGAUCCUCAAGCCUAGCGAAGGAGGCGUAGCGCACGACAAACCUCUUUCCACCGCUGCGUCUCGCGCUAAAGCUAGAACUACCGCGAAGGCGAAAGCGGAAGGGCAAGGGCAGCUUGUUUCUGAAAUUGCCGAAGAGGGGAGGAAGGUGGGUGAGAAAAGGAGAAGUGUACAAAGCGAGGUGAAAGUAAGUAGGAAGAGGGUUAAGAAGGAAUGA
Molecule: messenger RNA, 1650 nt
Organism: Kwoniella botswanensis
Lineage: Eukaryota; Fungi; Basidiomycota; Tremellomycetes; Tremellales; Cryptococcaceae
Exons: 4
Coding region: 1-1650 (549 amino acids)
Source: RefSeq, a predicted model, not a curated record